Messenger RNA from Syzygium oleosum, 878 nucleotides. Its product is annotated as transcription factor bHLH162-like. The transcript is spliced from 3 exons. Gene Ontology annotation, cellular component: RNA polymerase II transcription regulator complex. The record is from RefSeq and is a predicted model, not a curated record. Gene Ontology annotation, molecular function: DNA-binding transcription factor activity, RNA polymerase II-specific; protein dimerization activity; RNA polymerase II transcription regulatory region sequence-specific DNA binding. Gene Ontology annotation, biological process: regulation of transcription by RNA polymerase II. Bases 157 to 699 code for a protein of 180 amino acids. Lineage: Eukaryota; Viridiplantae; Streptophyta; Magnoliopsida; Myrtales; Myrtaceae.
AUAUUUAACUUUACCUUUUCUUCGCUUUGUGGUCUCAGUGCGGUGAAAGCACUUCCCAACAAGGGAUGGAAUCAAACACAUUAUAGGCACUCAAAUUUCUCAGUAACAUAGGCUGCUCUGAUCUUGGUGUUCAGUACUUCGUGGUCCGGGGGUUUGAUGGAGAGCAAGCCCGGCUCAUCCAGACCCGACCGCAAAACGACAGAGAGAAACAGGAGAAAUCAAAUGAAGGCACUCCUCUCCAAGCUCCACUCCCUUGUUCCUCCACAGAGUCCUAGGGAAUCAACGUUAUCACAGCCCGAUCAGUUAGGCCAAGCGGCCAAUUACAUAAAGAACUUACAAGUGAAGGUAGAGAAAAUGAGGGAGCAGAAAGAGAGGUUGUUAGAAAUAGAAAAGAUCAACAAGAGCAUGAAGAAUGGACAGAUGAUCGGAUUCAAGUCGUCGGAGAUCAGAAUUCAAAAAACCGAGUCAAUCCUGGAGGUUGUUCUUGUUACUGGAUUGGAUGGCCAGUUCAUGUUUAAUGAGACUGUUCGAGUGAUUCAUGAAGAAGGAGCUGAUAUCGUCAGUGCCAGUUUCUCUAAUGUUGGUGAUGCAAUGCUUCACACCAUUCAUGCCAAGGUUGAAGAUGGCGAUUCUUCAGAUGAGAGAGUGUCUCAAAGGCUACAGAAGAUUGUCAAUGAUGUUGAUGGAGUUUCAUCCUGACAUGGUACCAUGUUAUUGCAAUCGUUUUGUCCUCUCACACUCUCUCUGAGCAAUUUCCUCACUUGCUGACUGUUUGUGUGGUCAUUGACACACUUAUUAGUAUCUGGAACAACACACUGAAAUCUUUCAUUUGUUUAUGUAGUUCAUGUCUGAAUGCAAGCAGCAACCUUCUUUGAAUA